GUAUUUUUUAGCACCUUAUGUAUUGUGAGAAAAACGUAAACAAUUUGGAAAAUGCCCUCCGAAAAUAGGAUUAAAAUCCUGCCCAAAGCGGUGGUUUGCGAGGAGAGCAACCUUCGCGGUGACAUCACCUUUUCGUCGGGCUGUGUGGUUCAUCCAAGUGCCACCGUUAUCGCCGACGCAGGACCCAUAAUUAUUGGGGAAAACUGCAUCAUCGAGGAGUAUGCAACCAUAGCACAUCGCUUGGAACCGGGCGCAUCAUGGGACGUCAACAAUAUCUUGAGCAUUGGCAACCAUAAUGUCUUUGAAGUGGGAUGCCAAGUGGAGGCCUCUCGCAUUGGCGAUAAAAACGUAUUCGAGAGCAAGUGUUUCGUGGGCCGUGGAGUUACCGUUUCCAAUGGUUGUGCUGUGGGAGCUGGGAUUAAGAUACACACCAGUCAACUUCUGCCGCAAAACACCAUUGUUUAUGGCGAGCAAGGAUUGCAGCGAGAGGCCAUCGAUAAGCAGGGAUCACAGACCCUGCAGAUCGAUUUCCUUCGCAAGGUGCUGCCGAACUAUCAUCAUCUCCGCAAGCCCAACUACGAUCCCAAGAAGGCACGCAGUGUUGUCUAGAUUGUAGUCCCUAUAUAUAAUCAUUUAUGUAUUCUCCACCUUCACAGCAUUAAAAUUAGACAUCUCCUUUACAAAAGUA
Messenger RNA from Drosophila rhopaloa, 688 nucleotides. RefSeq names its product dynactin subunit 6 (gene DCTN6-p27). The transcript is spliced from 2 exons. The coding region runs from base 52 to 609 and encodes 185 amino acids. NCBI's taxonomy places the organism in Eukaryota, Metazoa, Arthropoda, Insecta, Diptera, Drosophilidae. Gene Ontology annotation, molecular function: dynein complex binding. Gene Ontology annotation, cellular component: dynactin complex. The record is from RefSeq and is a predicted model, not a curated record. Gene Ontology annotation, biological process: mitotic spindle organization.